AUGGCGGUUGAAGGAGAGGACGUGCAACACAAAGCAUCAGGGCCCGGGUCUGGCCCUGGCUCUGGACCCGACGCUGAUGCCAAUCCUGCUUUCGACAACCGAGAUGUCAACACCUCGCAAGAGACAUCUACGGAGAAAGGAAUCAAGAGCUAUGGUAACCCACGACAGCCAUCCAGUCCAAUGGCCUCGGAUAUGGAAACACAAAGCCAAACACAUCCACGGAGGGUACGCAUUUUCCCCAACGUUGAUGACGCUCUCGAUAAAGACAUGACCACCGAGAAUGCUGUCUCGCGCCAGAUCUCGACUCCACUGGCCGAGACGCUUUCGCUGGGCCACGAGAUCCUCUUUGUCGGCAUCAUCUGCACUGCGCAAUUCACCACGCAAGUUGGCUUCGGGCAGACGCUACUCAUCCUCCACGACAUUGGCCGUAGCUUCCACCUCAGCAACGCCGGCGAGUUAAGCUGGCUAGUCGCCGGCUACAGCCUCACUGUCGGGACUUUCAUCCUCGUCAGUGGCCGUCUAGGCGACAUGUUCGGGUACAAGCGCAUGCUGCUGAUCGGGUACGCGUGGUUCUCGAUCUGGUCCCUCGUGGCCGGCCUGGCCAUCUACGCGGACCAUGUGCUGUUCGUCUUUGCGCGCGUCCUGCAGGGCAUCGGGCCGGCGAUCCUUUUGCCCAACGGUGUAGCGCUGCUGGGCGCAAGCUACGCCAACGGCAGUCCCAGGAAGGACAUGGUGUUUGCGUUAUUCGGAGCAUGUGCGCCAGGCGGGUCCAUCAUCGGUGGUGUCUUCGCUGGCCUCUUCGCCCUAACGUGGUGGCCGUGGGCAUUCUUCUCCUUCGCCAUCGUCCUCGCCGCGAUCGCUGUCGUCGCAGCGUUGAUCAUUCCCGAGCCUGCCGCGAAAACCCGACCCACCGAACCAGCUGUUCCUGUUCUCUCUCUCAGCGAGAAGAUCAAGCUUCUCGACAUCCCAGGCGCCGCCGUUGGCAUCACGGCCCUUGUCUUGUUCAAUUUCGCUUGGAACCAAGCACCGAUUGUAGGUUGGCAGAAACCAUACGUCUACGUCACCAUGCUGGUCGGGAUCCUCUUGGUGCCGCUGUUCUUCUACAUCGAGUUACGGGUUGCAAAAGCGCCGCUUGUGCCGUUCGACUCACUUACCGUCGAUGUGGGCUUUGUGCUCGCAUGCAUCACAUGCGGGUGGUCGUCGUUUGGUAUCUGGGCCCUCUACCUCGUCAACUUCCUCCAAGUGCUCCGCCUGGCCUCGCCUCUUCUCACCGUAGCGUACAUGGCGCCCGUGGCGGUGUCUGGCUUCAUAGCGUCCGUGGUAACGGGCAUUGCCCUGUCGAAGCUCAAGCCGCCCAUGGUGAUGGCUCUCGCCCUGGUAUUCUUCACCAUUGGACUCAUCCUCGUCGCCACGACACCGGUCCAUCAGACCUAUUGGGCGCAGACAUUCGUCUGCAUGAUCGUCAUCCCAUGGGGGAUGGACAUGUCGUUCCCGGCCGCGACGAUUAUCCUGUCCAAUGCCGUGCGGAAGGAACAUCAGGGCAUCGCCGCCAGUUUGGUCACCACUAUUGUCAACUACAGUAUAUCCCUUGGCUUGGGCUUCGCCGGGACGGUGGAGGUGCAUGUCAACAAUGGCGGCCGUACGUCCGAGGACCUGUUAAAGGGAUACAGGGGAGCGUGGUAUGUGGGGAUCGGCUUCGCAGCAACGGGUCUGUGCAUAAGCAUCGCCUUUCUGCUGAAGGGAUAUCUGAGGGGAAGCAUCGGCAGGUGA
This is a messenger RNA of Cladophialophora yegresii CBS 114405, 1770 nucleotides long. RefSeq lists its product as uncharacterized. Gene Ontology annotation, molecular function: transmembrane transporter activity. Gene Ontology annotation, cellular component: membrane. Bases 1 to 1770 code for a protein of 589 amino acids. The record is from RefSeq and is a predicted model, not a curated record. NCBI's taxonomy places the organism in Eukaryota, Fungi, Ascomycota, Eurotiomycetes, Chaetothyriales, Herpotrichiellaceae. The transcript has 3 exons. Gene Ontology annotation, biological process: transmembrane transport.